AUGGCGGCAUUAUUAGCUUCUCAGAGCUGUUGCUAUGGCAGUGAAACGGCAAGAACCGCCAAAGGUAUUAGUUUCAGUAGCUCUCUGGAGAAUCAUUUCACUACGGAAGCCACUCAGUGUUUUGGCAGAAAGUCGAAGAGUUUUCGUAUUGAGAUGAGACAAUCGGAAUCACCUUCCAAGCCUGGAAUCAAUGGACGUUCAGUCAAAAUGGUUCCGGCUAGUGAGGUGGUGAAAAGGAAAGAUGGUGUGAAUAAUGUUAAGAAAGUGAAUGGAUCGGCGCAGAAAGUUGUGAAUGGAGCGAGUUUGGUCAGUAGUAGAAACAUUAAUGGUGCGUCGUCAACUUUAGUCAAUGCACCAAAGAAGAAACCAGAAUCUUAUCUUCCUCCACCGGUUGAAGGAGUUAGGGUUCUUCCUUCUGAUGAAGGUUUUAGCUGGGCUGAUGAGAACUAUAACUCACUUCAACGGAGUAUUGAUGUUUGGUCGUUUGUUAUUUCCCUGAGGAUUCGUGUCUUGUUCGACAAUGCGAAAUGGGCUUACGUUGGAGGGUUCACAGAAGAAAAACAGAAAAGCCGAAGAAGAGAAACAGCUUCUUGGUUGAGAGAGAGUGUAUUGCAGCUUGGUCCGACGUUCAUCAAACUGGGACAGUUGUCUUCGACUCGGUCGGAUUUGUUUCCACGCGAAUUCGUGGAUGAGCUUUCAAAGUUGCAGGACAGAGUCCCGGCUUUUUCUCCAGAGAAAGCAAAGCGCUUCAUCGAGACCGAACUUGGGGCUCCUAUUAGUGUAAUGUUUAAAGAAUUGGAAGAGCAACCCAUAGCUGCAGCUAGCCUUGGCCAGGUACACAGAGCUGUGUUGCACAAUGGCGAGAAAGUCGUAGUAAAAGUUCAAAGACCCGGACUCAAGAAACUUUUCGAUAUUGAUCUACGAAAUUUGAAGCUGAUUGCUGAAUAUUUCCAGAAAAGUGAAUCAUUUGGUACAAACGAUUGGGUUGGUAUUUACGAAGAAUGUGCAACGAUUUUGUAUCAAGAGAUUGACUACAUAAAUGAAGCUAAGAAUGCCGACAGAUUCCGGAGAGACUUCCGGAAUAUAAGCUGGGUCCGCGUACCUUUGGUCUAUUGGGAUUACUCUGCCAUGAAGGUGUUGACUUUAGAAUAUGUACCAGGUGUCAAGAUCAACAAGUUAGACGCCUUAGCUGCACGGGGUUAUAACCGUUCAAGAAUCGCAUCACGGGCCAUUGAAGCUUAUCUUAUCCAGAUACUCAAAACCGGCUUCUUUCACGCGGAUCCACACCCAGGAAAUCUUGCAAUUGAUGUAGAUGAAUCAAUCAUCUACUAUGACUUUGGCAUGAUGGGAGAGAUAAAAACAUUCACUCGGAAGAGAUUGCUUGAUCUCUUCUAUUCUGUAUAUGAAAAAGAUGCAAAAAAGGUCAUGCAAAACCUUAUAGAUCUUGAAGCACUUCAACCCACCGGAGAUCUUUCAUCGGUAAGAAGAUCUGUUCAGUUUUUCUUGGACAACCUAUUAAGCCAAACACCUGAUCAACAACAGACUUUGGCAGCUAUUGGAGAGGAUCUGUUUGCAAUUUCCCAGGAUCAGCCAUUCCGUUUCCCAUCAACUUUCACCUUUGUCAUCCGAGCAUUUUCCACACUCGAGGGUAUUGGUUAUAUCCUUGAUCCAGAUUUUUCCUUUGUGAAGGUUGCAGCUCCCUAUGCGCAGGAACUCCUGGAUUUAAAACAAAGACAGCGCUCGGGAACUCAGCUUGUCCAAGAAAUAAGGAAGCAGGCGGAUGAUGCUAGAUCUUCUACUCUGUCCAUGCCAUAUCGAGUGCAGCGAAUAGAAGAGUUUGUGAAAGAACUCGAUUCAGGCGAUCUAAAACUCCGUGUUCGAGUUCUUGAGUCGGAAAGAGCAGCCCGGAAAGCGACAAUAUUGCAGAUGGCCACAAUGUAUACAGUUCUUGGAGGAACUCUGCUUAAUAUUGGGGUUACAUUUAGCAACCAAGGAAAUCAGCUUGUUGCUAAUGGAUCCUUCGUUGGAGCAGCGAUAUUCAUGGCAUUGGUAGUGAGAUCUAUGCAAAGGGUAUAG
Messenger RNA from Arabis nemorensis, 2076 nucleotides. The record is from the annotation of a GenBank genome assembly. Lineage: Eukaryota; Viridiplantae; Streptophyta; Magnoliopsida; Brassicales; Brassicaceae.